GGGACUGGGACUGCUGCAUUCCCUCACAGCUCCCCUGCCAUUUCUCUUCUCUCUGCAGGCUCCAGUUCAACUUCUGCCUUCCAGCCGUGAUCAUCCCAGCCUGCAGGAGAGCAGCAAAUGGCCGCAGCACAUCCAGUUGAGGAGCCCGUGAGCUUUGAGGAGGUGGCCGUGUAUUUCAGCAGGGAGGAGUGGGCGCUGCUGGACCCUGUGCAACGAGAGCUCUACCGGGACGUGAUGUUGGAGACAUACCAGUGUGUGGCCUCGCUGGCUCCACUUCCAGCCCCCAAGCCCGUGGUGAUCUCCCUGCUUGAAAGAGGGGAAGACCCCUGGAUCCCAGAUGUGCGUAGCCCUGAGGCCAUGCCAGGAGACCUCAGCCCAGCAGCUGAUGGGAUCAAAAAUGCAAAGGAGAGCCUCACUUCCCACCAGUGUAUCCACAGAAGAGAGAGACUGUACAAGUGCCCUGAGUGUGGGAAGAGCUUUAAAGAUAGUUCUAAACUCAAAAUACACCAACGUGUCCACACAGGAGAGCGACCAUAUAAGUGCCUUGAGUGUGGGAAGAGCUUCAAAAACAGUUCCAACCUCACCUACCACCAUCGCAUCCACACAGGAGAGAGACCAUUUAAGUGCACUGAGUGUGGGAAGAGCUUCAAAAGCAGCUAUGAAUUGAAGUUGCACCAGCGCAUCCACACAGGAGAGAGACCAUAUAAGUGCUCUGAGUGUGGGAAGAGCUUCAUAAGCAGUUCUGAUUUGAAGCUCCACCAGCGCAUCCACACAGGAGAGAGACCCUGUAAGUGUGGGAAGAACUUCAGAAGCCGAGAGGCCCUCACAAAACACCAGCAUGUCCACACAGGAGAGAGACCCUACAAGUGCACUGAGUGUGGGAAGAGCUUCAAAGGGAGAACCCACCUCACCAUCCACCAGCGUGUCCACACAGGAGAGAGACCAUAUAAGUGCUCUGAGUGUGAGAAGAGCUUCAUAAGCAGUUCUGAUUUGAAGCGCCACCAGCGCAUCCAUACAGGAGAGAAACCCUUUCAGUGUCCUGAGUGUGGGAAGAGCUUCAAAAGGCGUUCUGAAUUGAAGAUGCACCAGUGCAUGCACACAGGAGAGAGACCCUAUAAGUGUCCUGAGUGUGGGAAGAGCUUCAAAAGGAGUUCUGAUUUGAAGCGCCACCAGCGCAUCCACACAGGAGAGAAACCCUAUAAGUGUCCUGAGUGUGGGAAGAGCUUUAAAAGGCGUUCUGAGCUGACGCUGCAUCAGAGCAUCCACAGGAAAAAGAGACCCUGUGAGUGUCCUGAGUGUGGUAAGAGCUUCAAAGGGGGUUCUGGAUUGAAGCUGCACCAGCAUAUGCACACAGGAGAGAAGUGUUCUGAGUGUGAGAAGCGCUUUAAGAGCAGUUCUAAUCUCAGCACCCUCAAGCACAUCCACAACACACAGGCAGGCUGCAGAAGCAUCUGGACUUUUGAAAACCUUCAGAAAAUGUUCCAGCUUUGUUAUCAAACAGAACAUCUUCAAAGGAAACAGGGCCUGCAAAUGUCACAGUCAUGAGAAGUGCUUCUGCUGGAUCCACAGGCUGAUCACCACCUGUGACUUUGUGUGGUUCUGAACCUUACAAAUGCCUUGAGUAUAGGAAGAGCUCUGGGGCCAAACUAAACCUUCUGUCAGGUGGAACGUUUCUGCUGUGUCUGCAUGCAGGGAGAUGCCUGGGAACUUGUCUUUUCUCUCCCUCAGAGAAUCCCAUCUGCUGUGUUACCAGAAUGU
Messenger RNA from Coturnix japonica (Japanese quail), 1758 nucleotides. Lineage: Eukaryota; Metazoa; Chordata; Aves; Galliformes; Phasianidae. The record is from RefSeq and is a predicted model, not a curated record.